Molecule: messenger RNA, 2645 nt
Organism: Cyprinodon tularosa
Lineage: Eukaryota; Metazoa; Chordata; Actinopteri; Cyprinodontiformes; Cyprinodontidae
Product: GRAM domain-containing protein 2B
Exons: 13
Coding region: 206-1318 (370 amino acids)
Source: RefSeq, a predicted model, not a curated record
UGGCUUCCUUUGAAUUACUACAACGCAGCUGUAGGUUCUUCUAUCAGGACAUGACGGAGAAGAAGAGGAACAGUUGGGUCAUCACUUUGGUGGCUUAAAUUCUUUAGUCUUGUAGUUAAAAUUCUUUUUUGGUCAAAUAAAGGAGUAAAGCUCAGAUAGUUAUUGAGAGAGUUUGUUUUUUUAUUUAACAGUCUGAGAACAGGAAAUGCCUACUGUUAGUAGGUAUAUGAGUUUCCGUUCAUCAAAGCGAUUGAAAGUUAGCAGCAGCUACCCAGUGGAGAGCGGCGGGCUGCCUGCAAAAACCAAGAAAAGCAGGAGCAGUCAGAGCAACUCCGCCGUCAAGAAGACAGAGGCGAGGAAAGCCUUGAGUUUGGAGGCUGCUCAGCUUGAGCUGCAGCAGCAGCACAAGACCCUCACCAGACAGAUAGCUCUCAGGUCAGAAACAUUUGAUGUUGACAGCAAAGGCUUUGAGAGAACAGAGAGCAGCGGCACACAAAGUAGUUUCACCAAGCACAAUAAGACAUUCCACAAGUUGUUCCCGGACAUUCCUGACAAUGAAGACUUGAUACAUGCGUACAUAUGUGCCCUGCAGAGGGAAGUGCCCUAUCAUGGUCGGCUUUACAUCACCGACACCAACGCCUGUUUCUAUUCCUCAGUUCUGCUAAAGGACACCAGGGUUGUCAUUCCAGUUUCCUCUAUCCACACAGUGAAGAAACAGAACACAGCUCUGCUGGUGCCUAAUGCCCUGUCCCUUCGCACCACAGAAGGAGAGAAGUACCUCUUUGUGUCGCUGAGGAACAGAGAAUCCUGUUACCAGCUGCUUCGCUCCGUCUGUCCUCAGAUAGAGGAGGGGAGCACAAACAGCAGCCCUAUUUUCUCCUCAGGUGAAAACAGCUUUGAUAAAAGCAAACUAGUGAACUCCAGCCAGUCCAGUUUGGAUGACAGCUUGGACGGUUCUGAAACUUCAUCUUUGCAGAAUCCGCCUCGGCAGAGGGCUCACAGAGUAGAAGCAGUGCCUAAUGGAAACGCUUCAGGUUCCAGCAGUCUGCAGCAAAGUGACAGCUCGUCUUCAGAGGAGCUCUCAGAGUCAGGUGGAUGGUGGAUAUCUAACGUGACUGAAAAAGCCAAGUCUCUGCUGGUUCAGAGAGAGUUCACCUCACUCAACACUCUUCUUUUUAUUUACUUGAUUUUGGUGGUACUGCUGCUGCUGUCUUCAGGUUACAUCGGUCUCCGUAUCGUGGCCCUUGAGGAACAGCUUACAUCCCUGGGUGCGCUGCCAGAGUUCAGCUUACAGAGCGGGUAUAACAAAAACACAUAACCCUCAGCGAAGGGAGGAGAGAUGUGCGGACCUGUGAUUGGAAGAUCAUUCCUACUCUUCACAGCUGGAAGGCAACCAUUAUUGUGCUCUGAAAAUGGCCUGCACUGUUAUGAGGAGAAAGAGUAGCAACCCUGUGCUAACCUUGGAGAGAUCUGAUUUCUUGGAGUACAGUAAAUAAUCUGAUAUGUUGCAGCUUUGAAACCCCAGAGCCAAGCCAAAAAAAAAAAAAAACUCAUGUUGCCUGGUUGCAGUGUGCCAGUUGUUCAAACCAAAGCCAAAACGGCUCCAACUCAGUGAAGUGCCACACUAGCCAAGUCAACUGGCACUUUGCUACCAGAACUUUCUCACCAUCUGUGAACUGAUGUCGCUCAUUGUCCUGUUCUAAAGCAUGCAAUCUGAAUAGGGCUAUACUGAUCAGCAUUAGCCUGCUGUAGUGCUUAUUACUGCACGUCAACACUGGAGACGUAGUUCUAUGCAUAGCCAAAGAUGCACAAAGUGCACAUCUUAUGCAUGAGUGCACAGAGAGAUUUUUUUUCCAUCUCUUUAAGCUUUCAUCUCGAAGCUGACCAUUCAGUCCUGUCUUCGUCUCUACAUUCAGCAAGUUUGGGGUACCUUAAAGCGCUCUUUAGUGGCUGUGAGUUGAAAUGUUGAUUUAUAAAAUCUCAGCCCAACAAGGCUUCAUUUCUUGAUGGCCCUAUCCUUUCUCUCUGAUUCAAAUCUAACUUUCCUGUUGUUUGGCAUGAUUUAAAGAUGUUUAAUGAUCAAUGCUCAGAUGUUAUUUUCCUUUAAGACUCUACUGGAUCAACGCACAAAUACUGAGCACAACAGGACAAGUGAAAGUUGUCCCAAAGGCAUAGAUUUUGGUCUAAAAGUAGAGUCAAGUCUGUCUGCUUCAGGUGUCUGUUUGUUGUAGCGUCUUCUUGCAAAAAUAGCAUUUUGUUGUUGAGCGACAUGCUUGUUCAGGACCAAUUACCAAUAAUGUAUUUUUUAAUGUUUGUGUCUGCAGUUAUCGACACUGUACUGAUUGUGUAGAUGCGUCAGCGGGAGGAUUAAUGAAUAGUGCUUAAAGGUCCAGGUUUUCAAAUGCAAAAAAAGUGGUCCCUAAAAGAAAUUUCACUCUGCAAAAAGAAACUAAUAUGCAUGGAAAAAUGUAACUUAUGUUGUGCAGUUUUUAAAUGAACCUUUUGUUUGUGGGGAAGAGGCAAUCCAACAAAAUAAACUUGAGCGAGAGUAACAGCUCAACUAUUAAGCAAGCGCACUUUAAUAAAAAAAUAAAAAAAAAUCAAACCAUGCAUUGUGCCUGUCACAACCCCAAACACUUUGGUUU